Colletotrichum higginsianum IMI 349063 is the source of this 423-nucleotide messenger RNA. RefSeq lists its product as uncharacterized. Bases 1 to 423 code for a protein of 140 amino acids. The transcript has 3 exons. NCBI's taxonomy places the organism in Eukaryota, Fungi, Ascomycota, Sordariomycetes, Glomerellales, Glomerellaceae. The record is from RefSeq and is a predicted model, not a curated record.
AUGGCUCCAGUCACUACUUGGGACGACAAGGCUCGCUCCGAUUUGCUGGUCGCCUUGUUGACGGUUACCAAGCCUUCCAAGGAGGACUGGGACCUUGCUCUUGCUGUUGUUCACAGCAAGGGCUACACCUACAACGCAAGCGCUGUUAUGCAGCACAUCCAAAAGUUGCAGCGUAAGGAGCAGACCGCUGGCGACAGCGGCGAGGCGAGCAGCACUCCCGCUAAGAAGGUUGCCAAGAAGGCGACCACUCCCCGCAAGCGCAAGACACCUUCCAAGAAGACCAAGACCGACGACGAUGCCGAGGUGAAUGAGGAUGACGAGGGUCGGGAGGACACUCCUAUCCCCAAGAAGCCCCGCACUCCCAAGAAGCCCGACAUGAAGAUGGAGGCCCUUGAGUACGAGGAUAAUGACGCUGAGGUCUAA